AACAAAUAUUCUAUUUUGCUAUUGAAACACCUUGGGCAGUGCUUUUUGUUUUCAGAGAGGACUCAUAAAUAAGCCGGCUGUAGAGGACUCUGGAGACAGUGUUAAGGAGGAGACACCAUAAGCCCUGUCCUCCCGUCCUUUCUUACCACACCAUGUGGAAGAGCAGAUGGGCUCAGCUGUGCCUUUUUUCGGUUCUUCUUGCCUUCCUGCCUUCUGCUUCUUCACUCAAUGGAGACUCGAAGUAUAUGGUGCUGGUCCCUUCUCAGCUCUACACUGAGACCCCUGAGAAAAUCUGCCUCCAUCUAUACCAUCUGAAUGAGACAGUGACUGUCACAGCUUCCUUGGUAUCUCAAUCAGGAAGGAAAAACCUGUUCGAUGAGCUGGUGAUUGAGAAGGACUUGUUCCAAUGUGUUUCCUUCAUUAUGCCUAGACUCUCCUCUUCUGAAGAGGAGGAUUUUCUCUAUGUGGACAUCAAAGGGCCAACCCAUGAAUUCAGCAAAAGGAAAGCAGUGCUUGUGAAGAACAAAGAAAGUGUUGUCUUUGUCCAGACAGAUAAGCCCGUGUACAAGCCAGGACANUCAGUUAAAUUUCGGGUUGUCUCUAUGGAUAAAACGCUACGUCCCCUGAAUGAGUUGUUUCCUCUGGCUUACAUUGAGGAUCCGAAAAAGAACCGAAUUAUGCAGUGGGAGGAUAUUAAGACUGAGAAUGGGCUUAUGCAAAUGUCCUUCAGCCUGGCAGCAGAGCCCAUUCAGGGCCCCUACAAGAUAGUGAUGCAAAAACAGUCAGGGGCAAAGGAAGAACGCUUNUUUACUGUGAUGGAAUUUGUNCUUCCCAGAUUUGAAGUCGACCUGAAGUUCCCAAAUGCCAUCUCUGUGAAUGAUGAAGUGCUCAGUGUGACUGCAUGUGCAAAAUAUACCUAUGGGAAGCCUGUCCCAGGACAUGUGAAGAUAAGCGUCUGCCAUGAGACUGAGACUAGAUGCAAAGAAGUCAAUUCCCAGCUAGAUAACAAUGGCUGCAGCACACAAGAAGCGAACAUCACUGAGCUCCAAUCAAAUAAAAGACAUCACAGGGUUCAGCUUUUCCAUGUGAAUGCAACUGUUACAGAAGAAGGGACAGGAUUGGAGUUCAGUGGAUAUGGAACAACUAAAAUUGAAAGAAUCACAAGCAAGCUCAUAUUUCUGAAGGCAGAUUCACAUUUCAGACACGGGAUUCCAUUCUUUGUGAAAGUCCGCCUAGUGGAUAUCAAGGGAGACCCUAUCCCAAAUGCACAAGUCUUCAUCAAAACACAAGAAGUUGGCUAUACCUGUGCUACUACCACUGAUCAGCAUGGCCUGGCAAAGUUCUCCAUAGACACUGNUGGCUUCUCAGGCUCUUCCCUCCAUAUCAAAGUAAGUCAGAAACUUGACACAGAGACCAGCAGCAUCUUGCCCUGCAACCAGAUUCACACAGUUCAGGCACAUUUUAUUCUGAAGGGGGACUUGGGAGUGCUGAAAGAGCUCGUUUUCUACUACCUGGUCAUGGCCCAGGGCAGCAUCAUCCAGACUGGAAACCACACUCACCAGGUGGAGCCAGGAGAAGCUCCAGUAAAAGGCAACUUUGCCUUGGAGAUCCCUGUGGACUUCAGCAUGGUCCCCAUGGCUAAAAUGCUCAUCUACACCAUCUUGCCUGAUGGAGAAGUGAUUGCAGAUUCUGUAAACUUUGAAGUUGAAAAGUGUCUUCNCUCGCAGGUGGACCUGAGCUUCAGCUCAUCUCAAAGUCUUCCCUCCUCACAAACCCGUCUGCGGGUCACCGCUUCUCCUCAGUCCCUCUGUGGCCUGAGAGCUGUGGACCAGAGUGUGCUGCUCCUGAAGCCCGAGGCUGAGCUCUCCCCUUCCUGGAUAUACAGUCUGCCAGGUAUGCAGCUCAACAAAUUCAUUCCAAGUUCCCACCUGUCUGAAGACCAAGAAGACUGUAUAANGUCCAGAUCAUGGGUGGUUGAGAAGCACACAUANUCGGUACCACAUGGAAGAGAGAAGGAUGUCUACAGAUAUGUGGAGGACAUGGGUUUAAAGGCAUUNACCAACUUGAAGAUCAAACGUCCUACAAUUUGUUUUGAUGAUGACAUGGUUCAAAUAUCAGCGCCUCCUGUGGAAUCUGAUCUUGCAUUUAGACCUGAAUUUGCUUUGAGUUUACGCACGACAUUGAGUAAAAGACCUGAAGAGCCACCACGUAAAGAUCCACCAUCUAAUGAUCCACUUACCGAGACCAUUCGAAAAUAUUUUCCUGAAACCUGGGUCUGGGAUAUAGUCACAGUAAACUCCACAGGAGUGGCUGAAGUGGAAAUGACUGUCCCUGACACCAUCACUGAAUGGAAGGCUGGAGCCCUCUGCUUGUCCAACGACACUGGCCUUGGCCUCUCUUCUGUGGUAUCUCUCCAAGCCUUCCAGCCCUUCUUUGUGGAAGUCUCAUUGCCCUACUCUGUGGUCCGUGGAGAAGCCUUCAUGCUCAAAGCCACUGUGAUGAACUACCUCCCUACAAGCAUGCGGAUGAGUGUGCAGCUGGAAGCCUCUCCUGAUUUCACAGCUGUCCCAGUGGGAGACGACCAAGAUUCUUACUGCCUCAGUGCCAGUGGGAGGCACACCUCAUCCUGGCUGGUAACUCCCAAGACUUUAGGGAAUGUGAAUUUCUCUGUGUCUGCUGAAGCACAACAGUCCCCAGANCCCUGUGGUUCUGAGGUGGCUACAGUUCCUGAAACUGGGAGAAAGGACACAGUAGUCAAAGUCUUGAUAGUUGAGCCUGAAGGAAUCAAGAAAGAGCAUACCUUCAGCUCACUGUUCUGCACAUCAGAUGCUGAGAUAUCUGAAAAAAUGUCCCUGGUCCUCCCACCAACAGUAGUGAAAGAUUCAGCAAGAGCCCAUUUCUCUGUGAUGGGUGAUAUCUUGAGUUCAGCCAUAAGAAACACACAAAANCUUCUCCACAUGCCCUAUGGCUGUGGGGAGCAGAACAUGGUCCUGUUUGCUCCCAACAUCUACGUACUGAAAUAUCUGAAUGAAACCCAACAGCUGACCCAGACGAUCAAGACUAAAGCCCUUGGCUUCCUCAGAGCUGGUUACCAGAGAGAGCUGAACUACAAACACAAGGAUGGCUCCUACAGUGCCUUCGGGGAUCAAAAUGGCGAGAGAGAAGGAAACACUUGGCUCACAGCCUUUGUGCUCAAGUCUUUUGCCCAAGCUCGAGCCUUCAUCUUCAUUGAUGANUCACACAUCACCCACGCCCUCACCUGGCUCUCCCAACAGCAGAAGGACAAUGGCUGCUUCCGGAGCUCUGGAUCAUUGUUCAACAAUGCUAUGAAGGGGGGAGUAGAUGAUGAAAUNACCCUCUCUGCCUACAUAACNAUGGCCCUUCUGGAAAGUUCACUCCCAGCUACGCAUCCUGUUGUCUCCAAAGCCCUGAGCUGCCUGGACUCUUCCUGGAAGACCAUAGAACAAGGACGAAAUGCCAGCUUUGUGUACACCAAGGCAUUGAUGGCCUAUGCUUUCGCUCUGGCGGGGAACCAGGAUAAGAGAGAUGAAAUCCUGAAGUCACUUGAUGAGGAAGCUAUAAAAGAAGACAACUCCAUCCACUGGAAAAGACCUCAGAAACCCAGGAAAUCCGAACACCAUUUGUACAAACCCCAGGCUUCCUCUGCUGAAGUAGAGAUGAAUGCCUAUGUGGUCCUGGCUCGCCUCACUGCUCAGCCAGCCCCAUCUCCUGAGGAUCUCACUUUGUCAAUGAGCACCAUCAUGUGGCUCACAAAGCAGCAGAAUUCUAAUGGUGGCUUCUCCUCCACACAGGACACUGUGGUGGCCCUCGANGCUCUGUCCAAAUAUGGAGCAGUGACUUUUUCCAGAAGCCAGAAAACUACUCUGGUGACCAUCCAAUCUACAGGGUCAUUUUCCCAAAAGUUCCAAGUGGGGAACACUAAUCGCCUGUUACUACAGCAGGUCCCAUUACCAGACAUUCCUGGGAACUAUACCAUCAGUGUGUCAGGGGAAGGAUGUGUGUAUGCUCAGACUAUGCUGAGAUACAAUAUAUACUUGGAGAAGCAGCUGUCUGCAUUUGCUCUACGGGUACAGACAGUACCUCUAACUUGUAACAACCCCAAAGGCCACAACAGCUUCCAGAUCUCACUAGAAAUCAGUUACACAGGCAGCCGGCCAGCCUCCAACAUGGUGAUUGCUGAUGUGAAGAUGCUAUCUGGUUUCAUCCCAUUGAAACCAACAGUGAAAAAGCUUGAAAGAUUAGAGCACGUGAGCAGAACAGAAGUGAGCAACAACAAUGUCUUAUUAUAUUUGGAUCAGGUGACCAAUCAGACACUAGCCUUCUCCUUCNUCAUUCAACAAGACAUCCCAGUAACGAACCUGCAGCCUGCCAUUGUGAAAGUCUAUGACUACUAUGAGACAGGUGAGCAAGAGAUGGUGAUGGACCCUUGUGGUAUUGAUUUAUUUACAGUUCCUCACUAUGUAGACCAGGAUGGCACAAAAUCUCAGACCUCUUGAUUCAGAGUCCCAAAUGCUGACAUUUCAGGAAUAUGGCAUCAUACCCACUGUUAAAAGCAAUUUUUUUUAACCACUGACCCA
Molecule: messenger RNA, 4598 nt
Organism: Mus caroli (Ryukyu mouse)
Lineage: Eukaryota; Metazoa; Chordata; Mammalia; Rodentia; Muridae
Source: RefSeq, a predicted model, not a curated record